CUGUAAUCUUUAUUACAAUCUGUCAUGCAAAGUAUUCAUUUCCUGUACGUUCCUCAACAUUGAACCGAAGGGGAAAGUGAUUCCGGAGGACUGACCGUGUUAUCGAUCGACAACAAAGUUUAGGGGUGCGGCAAAAUAUACGAAAUGAAAGUGAAAAUAUCCGCGCUUUUCGCUUCGAAACAUGCUUCUGCGUUAAAGUAUCGCAUUUACAUCUACCUUUCGAAUUUUUCUUUUUUUUCUUUUGUUCGUCGACUGAACGUAACACAAGAAACCUGAGCUGGUGAUCGGUGAAGGAAAGCAGCGUUUCUUUGGUGAAAAUAAAACGCGCGACUCGAUGGCUAUUCUUGGGUGUCGGAAAGCGGAGGAGGUUGUUCGCAAAAUGUAGGCCGCGCCUCGAAAUGUUAGCCUUGGCCCUCUUUUUCCUCCUGGAGUUACUUUCCAUGGAAUAUGUAUACUCGUUGCAACGUGCUAUCUUCUUUUUUUAUUAUAAAACAAAUAUUUUAUCAAGCAGAGGGAACUUUGAAUCACUCCUAAAUCAUAAGAAUCGGCAACGAAGGGAAUGACAAUGUCGCAUUCGGUAACCAUCAGAACACAAACGGUGACGAGUAGCUCCACGUCGGUCAUCAUCAACACUGGUUAUUUGAAAACGUGGGGCGGUCUUUUCAAGUUAUUGCACGUGGCACUGGGAAUAGUUUGCGUGGCAAUAAUUGGCCAUCGAUUCACCACGCAUGGUGGAUACCAAUAUACCGCUGAAUUAUUCUUUCUUUUAAUAACGACGACGUUUAUGAUCUCUAGUUUUAUCCUACUGGUAAGCUGUUUAGCUUCACUCUCGACGUCGUCUAUCAUCUCAAAAACCAUCUUCGAACUUCUCUAUCAUUCUAUAGCAUUUGGAUUAUAUUUAGCUGCAUCGUUAACUUUUAUAGUGCAUGUAUCGAAUAUGAAAGGCUACAGCCAAUACGAAGUGUUAAUGGCUGCUGCGAUCUGCGGUUUGGUAAACUCUGCAUUGUAUCUCCUAAGCACUAUCGUUGCUCUCCGUACAUACAGAGGAAUUUGAGAACAUUAUUGUGCCUUUUACUGAAAAUCUUUUCAAUAUUUUCAAUAUUGUCAUAAUCGUCUUCGAAUCGUACGUAUUGUUUCAAGUUUCGGACAUCGAGUCGAAUCUAACUCAUGGUUUUGUACCAAACCUUUUCGAAGAAUAUUUAUUGUAAUUUGUAUAUUUUGUAAUACUGACACAAGCACAAACGCAACAAACAAUUUACGCUUACUCGAAUGGUUAAGUACGUUUUAUAAAUACCAUGUGUGAUUUAAUAUUUUAUAUUGUCUAUUGAUAUUUUAUACGGUUCCUCCAUUUAUACGCAUUUAUUCACAGAAAUCGUCUUUGAAAUGUAUUUAUUUUACUUGUAUCUAACGUUUAUGUAAGAAAAAUAUACCAAGAAAGAGUAUACGUA
Osmia lignaria (orchard mason bee) is the source of this 1448-nucleotide messenger RNA. RefSeq lists its product as uncharacterized. Lineage: Eukaryota; Metazoa; Arthropoda; Insecta; Hymenoptera; Megachilidae. Gene Ontology annotation, cellular component: membrane. The record is from RefSeq and is a predicted model, not a curated record.